This is a messenger RNA of Ceratosolen solmsi marchali, 741 nucleotides long. Its product is annotated as zinc finger protein 512B. The transcript is spliced from 4 exons. Bases 91 to 741 code for a protein of 216 amino acids. The record is from RefSeq and is a predicted model, not a curated record. NCBI's taxonomy places the organism in Eukaryota, Metazoa, Arthropoda, Insecta, Hymenoptera, Agaonidae.
UCAAUAGGAUUGCUCAAAUCUUUAUUUAAGACCUUCGGGCCUCUCUUGUUGUUAAUUUAUUUUUCUUCCGAUUUUGUUAAUUUCCCGAAGAUGUUGCGAAUACUGGCAUUAGUGGCGUUUUUAUUCACGAUGACGAAGUCCUCACAGCAUUUUUCAUACGGCAACGCGCCCCUCUACCCCAUUCAUCCAAAGCUGAUCUCGCAGUCGGUGCAGCUGAAGGAAGUGCCCACCAAGAUCAUAAAAAUCACUAAGACAGUGGCAGUGAAGGUGCCGGUACCCUAUCCCGUCAAGGUACCACAUCAUAUACCGAUACCGGUACCAGUUCACCAUCCGGUCGCAGUACCAGUUCCGCAGAUAGUGAAAGUUCCGCAUCAUGUGCCAGUGGAGAUUGAGAAGCCGGUUCCCGUGGAGCUUCCUCAGCAGGUGCCGCUCUACCUAACCAAGCCGGUGCCGCUACCGCAUCCGGUUCCGGUGCCCCAGCCGAUCACCAUUAACAGGCCAGUUUACUAUCCAGUGCCGCACGCCGUUCCUUACUCCUCUCACAAUGGGCACGAGGUACACGAACAGCCGCAGUACGAGGUUCACGCAAGCCUCUUCACCAGGACAUCGGACUUUGAUUCGAAGGAGGAGAACGAAGGCAACGCGAAGGAAGGGAAGACAGAGAGCCAGGAGUCCACUGCAAGCCAAUACAACUUCGAUUACUUCCGGCCUUCGCAGCCUGACUAUUCCUCCGAGCACUGA